AUGCAGGUUAAGCUUGUGGUGUACAAGAUGAAUAUCCAGACAAAUCUCCUUUAUGAUUUUCAAGCUUUUGGGCAUGGAGUAGAGGGGUUUCCUUUGGCUCGUUUGCAAAAUCUAGGACCAAGCAGUGAGGUGAAUUUAUGCGGCGGCGGCGGUGAGGAGGAGCCGGAGCUGAGCCGCCCGGACCGUGAGGCCAACCCGAGUGAGGACAGUGAGGAGCCUUCAACCCGCCCCGACCGCGGCCCUCCCGGCCCCGGUCCCCCCGGCCCCGGCCCUCCCGGCCCCGGCCCUCCCGUGGGGACCCGGCGGUGCUCGCACCCCCUGGAGCCGGCGCCGCCCCGGGACCAGCAGCACGUCUACUGCACCGUGUACUGUGUGGAGAACGAGAACUACCGGAGCUCGACGGCGGCGGCGGAGGAGGAGCAGCGGGAGGAGGGGGAGGGAGGACCGGGCGGUGGGGGUGGGGGUGUGGGUGGCCCCCCGCCCGCUGGGGGUGGGGGUCGGGACAGCCCGACUCCCGUGGACACGAACUCGGAUCCCGUGAGCGGAGAACCGUUCAGCGUCUCCCGACUGAUCGACGUGAACCCGUACGCGCGAGAGCACAAGCACUUUAUUCUCCUGACCUGCAGAGUCUGUCUGGACGACAAACACAUCCGCCCUCUCCCGUGUUGUCACAGGGCCGUGUGCGAGGACUGUCUGAAGCGGUAUCUCAGCAAUCAGGUGCAGCUGGGAAGAGCGGAGAUCAAAUGCCCCAUUACAGAAUGCAGUGAAGAGCUGGGUGAAAGCACAGUCCUUUCCAAUUUGCCACGUGACGACAUUGUCAAGUACAGUUACUUCCUGGAGCUCAGCAGGGUGGACUCGACCACCAAGCCCUGUCCUCAGUGCAAACACUUCACCACCUUCAGGAGGAAGGGCAACAUUCCAAACCCUUCCAAAUCCGAAAGCAAGUUCAAAAUCCAGUGUCCAACAUGCCAAUUUGUUUGGUGUUUCAAGUGCCACUCUCCCUGGCACGAAGGCCUGAACUGCAGAGAGUACAGAAAGGGAGAUAAACUGUUACGUCACUGGGCCAGUGAGAUUGAACACGGACAGAGAAAUGCUCAGAAAUGCCCAAAAUGUAAGAUUCACAUCCAGAGGACGGAAGGCUGUGAUCACAUGACCUGCUCGCAGUGCAACACUAACUUUUGCUACCGCUGUGGGGAAAGGUACCGUCAGCUUCGUUUCUUUGGCGACCACACCUCAAACCUAAGUAUUUUUGGAUGCAAGUACCGCUACCUCCCUGACAGACCACAUUUACGGAGAUUAGUACGGGGUUCUGUUUGUGCCGGAAAGUUACUCAUUGCUCCCUUGAUGCUGGUCUUGGUGUUGGGACUAGGAGCCAUAGCAUUUGUAAUAGGUCUGUUUAUCUUUCCCAUCUAUUACAUUUGUAAGAAGCAGAGGAAAAGGUCGCAGCCUGUUAUGUUUACGUAAAGAAGCAGCCUCUUUUCCAAGGCUGAUGACGGACCUGCCAGGGUCUCCACACAAUUUUGCAAUGACAAGCAAUAGGACGGAAUUCACAACCAGAUAUCGAACAAAGAUGAAACUGAGAAUGCUGUCUUCUGUUUAAUUUUUGGCCAUAUUACAUUUAAACACAAAGUAGUCCAAAUACCUUCCAAAGACCUGACUUCAAGCACUGUGAUGUGCAAGUUAAGAGUGAAAAAAGCUAUUGUUUUCAGUUGUUUGGAAUUAAGGAUACCAGUGAUGAAGAAGUGGGUAUUCUUUUCCAUUUUGCACACAGUAGCAGCACUAAACUAUGAUCAUAGAUGGUGCGAGUUCCUGGCCAUUUUUGCACUUCUUCAAUUGUCCUAACACUGUCUUAACGCCUUGUUUUUUGAAGAGAAUUCCCCAAUGCACUAGUGGUGUUUCUGUUUUCUUCACUGUAUGGCUUUCGAUCUCAAGGGAUACCAGCAUGCUGUGCAGGCUAGUCCAUUGAGGGUUCGUUAAACCAGAUUUCAAACACCUACCAGUUCUAGUUUGUAGCAGUGGCCAUUGUAACUCUUCCCUAUCUUGUAUUUUCAGUUCAAGCCCCUAGAAUUAACUGAGGUGACUUGGAUUGCUGGCCAGUUGACUUUGCACCUUUGUUCAAAAUGGAAGCAAAUCUACGUUGUUUUAACAGUCUUGCGAGUGAGCCUGAAUUGAAUUAUGGUAAUCGACACAUAGGAGGUUUUGUCUCCCCAUCCAGGAUUGUCCCUUUUUUAUUUCAAUAGCAGAAGAUAUCUGCUUAUAACUAUCUGGUUCCUCCAGGGUCUGACAGCAAAACAAAGUCAGAUUUCUGCAAAAAGCAACUGUUUUGCUGUUUACAAGCCAAUCAGUAAGAAAUCCAGGUACUGUCAUCGUCAGUUGCCAAUAUUGACAAGUUGCCAAGAAGUGGACAUCGAGGAAACCAUGGUAUCUGACUUGCUCGUCGCUCUGAGGACCACAGCACAAUUCAUCUGCUUGCAUCCCUUUGAUAACGCUAUCCAACACCAUCUUAAAGUAAUUUUUAGUGCCUUAUUAGCUAUGUUCCUUUUGGAGUUAAACAGGUCUUGGUCUUCUGCUAAAUAGCCAUCUCUGGUUAACAUGCUGUCCAUUUCUAUUGCCAUUGUGUGAAAUUGAUCAUUAGUCACAGUGCGCAUAAUUUUUUUUAAAAACUUGACGUUUAAAUAAUGUUACGUAGAACUGUAGGGAAGGUGCAGGAGUACUGUGUCUUUCUUCGAGAUGUUUCUUUAUAGGUGCUGUGCUUACAAUUACUUAAAUGAUUUUUCAGUAUGUGGUUUUAAUGCAGAUAAUUACGGUCUUUAGAUUUAUGUUCCAUAUCCGAUAACUAAGAAGAUAAGAAAGCUGAGAAACUACUGUACUGAGAAACCCCAUGUAGAACCCUGGUCGUCCCAGGAUCUCGUUUCAUACACCUCUUACAAUGGCUGCCAUGGGCUCUAUCCAUUCAUUUAGGAAUAGAAAUUCCUCCUGGGUCGAGAUUUGCUCUAAUUGUUCAGUAUUUCAAAAUAGACCAGAAAUUGGCAAGUUCUUAACAUAGGAAUUAGGAGCAGGAAUAGGCCAUUCGGCCCCUCGAGCCU
Messenger RNA from Callorhinchus milii (elephant shark), 3086 nucleotides. It is a transcript of the gene rnf217, whose product is annotated as ring finger protein 217. Gene Ontology annotation, cellular component: cytoplasm; ubiquitin ligase complex. Bases 1 to 1464 code for a protein of 487 amino acids. The record is from RefSeq and is a predicted model, not a curated record. Gene Ontology annotation, molecular function: ubiquitin conjugating enzyme binding; zinc ion binding; ubiquitin protein ligase activity. The transcript has 7 exons. NCBI's taxonomy places the organism in Eukaryota, Metazoa, Chordata, Chondrichthyes, Chimaeriformes, Callorhinchidae. Gene Ontology annotation, biological process: ubiquitin-dependent protein catabolic process; positive regulation of proteasomal ubiquitin-dependent protein catabolic process; protein polyubiquitination.